Mercenaria mercenaria is the source of this 426-nucleotide messenger RNA. RefSeq names its product CCHC-type zinc finger nucleic acid binding protein-like. NCBI's taxonomy places the organism in Eukaryota, Metazoa, Mollusca, Bivalvia, Venerida, Veneridae. The record is from RefSeq and is a predicted model, not a curated record. The transcript is spliced from 2 exons. Gene Ontology annotation, molecular function: nucleic acid binding; zinc ion binding. Bases 1 to 426 code for a protein of 141 amino acids.
AUGGCCAAGGAGCGUAACGAUGGUGACGGCCGAUCACUUGGUCCUGACGUUUGCUACCAGUGUGGUAAAACAGGCCAUUUCAGACGAGAUUGCCCAGAACGUAGAUGUUACCGUUGUCAGGCAAAAGGACAUUUGAAGAGGAAUUGUCCAGAAGGUCAAGAUCAGCAUCAGAAUGGCAGGAGUGUUGUAAACAGGGUUUGUUUUAACAAUAAUACAGAUAAGACGGAACCAGGGCGGUUUGCUGUGUGGAAAGGCCAAGGGUUGCAAAAGAGGUGGUUGGAGAACCAGAAGUGUGUCAAAAGUCAGCAGAGUGGGAUUGCUGGGAGGAAGGACCAGGAUAGGAAGCACCAGGUGCGGGGAAGUAACAGAGAUUUAGAGGGGGUAGGAUCGGCUCAGGAGGCAGAGCCCCCUCCCCGGCAGUUUUAA